Molecule: messenger RNA, 2914 nt
Organism: Nerophis lumbriciformis (worm pipefish)
Lineage: Eukaryota; Metazoa; Chordata; Actinopteri; Syngnathiformes; Syngnathidae
Gene: nrbp1
Product: nuclear receptor binding protein 1
Biological process (GO): protein phosphorylation
Molecular function (GO): protein kinase activity; ATP binding
Source: RefSeq, a predicted model, not a curated record
UCGUGCCCGUGCGCGUGCCCCAGCUGGAAGUUGACGCCAUUGUAUCCGGUUAAGUGUGAAAAUAGCCCUCGCAAACCUUGAAUAUGACAACUUAAUUGUAUCACUCUUUUGUGUGACUUUAUUGAAUUCCUCAUUUUCUCGGUUAUCGUUGAUGUGUUUCGUAAUAGUGUCGUACGAACCGAGGCUAAUACACAUCUUGAGCGGCAGCAAGGUUAAUCCAAGGAGCGGCUGGCUGCUCGUGGAUGCUAACGCUACGUGGCUAGCAGCCACUUAUAUUCACAUUUAACUGCAUUGUUGGCCUUCAAGUAUUAUUAUCACUGUUAUAAGUUUGUCCUGGUUACGUUGGCACUUUUAGCGAACCGCGAACUUCCGCUAAGAAUCACAACAUUCUUUUGAGCUAACGAAGCUAACUGGUAGCUUGGCCGGAUACAAAUGUGUUAAACUGGAGGCGGCACCGUCACAAAUCUUCCUUUAACACGCUCCCCGGCGUGGAACAUGUCUGAGGGCCCCGAGGGCAAGCAGGCCCCGGACGCUGUCCAGGAAGCCAAGGCGGAGCCGAUGGCCGCGGCGCCCGCGGGACAAGGCGUGUCCCCUCCCGUGUCCGUGGUGAGCCAGCCGCCCCCCGCUGCCGCCGCCACCGAGGAUGAGGAGGAGGAGAGCGAGGAUGAGUCUGAGAUUCUGGAGGAGAGUCCGUGUGGACGCUGGCAGAAGCGCAGAGAGGAGGUAAAUCAGCGUAAUGUACCAGGCAUUGAUAACGCUUACCUGGCUAUGGACACCGAGGAAGGAGUGGAGGUGGUGUGGAAUGAAGUCAUGUUCUCAGAAAGGAAAAACUUCAAACUACAAGAGGAAAAAGUCAGAGCCGUCUUUGACAAUUUGAUCCAGCUGGAGCAUUUAAACAUUGUGAAGUUCCACAAGUACUGGGCGGACGUUAAAGAGAACAGAGCCAGGGUCAUUUUCAUCACAGAGUACAUGUCCUCUGGAAGUCUCAAACAGUUUCUGAAAAAGACAAAGAAGAAUCACAAGACCAUGAAUGAAAAGGCGUGGAAGCGCUGGUGCACACAGAUACUGUCUGCUCUUAGCUACUUGCACUCGUGUGAGCCACCCAUCAUCCACGGCAACCUGACCUGUGACACCAUCUUCAUUCAGCACAACGGUCUCAUCAAGAUCGGCUCAGUGGCCCCGGACACCAUCAACAACCAUGUCAAAACAUGCCGGGAAGAGCAGAAAAGCCUUCAUUUUUUUGCUCCAGAAUAUGGAGCUGUUGCCAAUGUAACCACUGCAGUGGAUAUCUACUCCUUUGGAAUGUGCGCUUUAGAGAUGGCAGUGCUAGAAAUCCAAAGUAAUGGAGAUUCAUCGUAUGUUUCCCAAGAAGCCAUUAACAGUGCCAUUCAGUCCCUGGAGGACCCCUUGCAACGGGAGUUCAUCCAGAAGUGUCUUGAGGUAGACCCCAGCAAGCGUCCCACUGCCAGGGAGCUCUUGUUUCACCAGGCCUUGUUUGAGGUGCCCCUGCUCAAGCUGCUGGCCGCACACUGCAUCGUCAGCCACCAGCAUAUGAUUCCAGAAAAUGCUUUAGAGGAGAUGACAAAGAACAUGGACCCCAACCUGGUGAUUGUUGAAGGGAAGGAGGGUGUUCAGAUGAAGCUGUCCCAGUUUCCUGCCCUUGAGCUGGACAAGUUCCUAGAGGAUGUCAGGAACGGGAUCUAUCCUCUGACUGCGUUUGGAAUUCCGUGCCCACAGCAGCCUCAACAGGAGACGGUGAAGUCACCCAUUGUGCCCCCCUCUGUCAAAACCCCCACUCCAGAACCUGCAGAACUUGAGACCAGGAAGGUCCUGCAGAUGCAGUGCAACAUUGAGCCAGUAGAUGAAGGCGCCAAGCAUCAUCUGACUUUGUUGUUGAAGCUUGAGGACAAACUGAACCGACACUUGAGCUGUGACCUGUUACCAAAUGAGAAUGUGCAAGAGUUGGCUGUGGAGCUCGUUCAGCUCGGCUUCAUCAGUGAGGGGGAUCAGCCCCGACUCGCAUCCGUUCUCGAAGAGGCCUUCUCCAAGUUCUACAGCCGCAACGGUUCUCUCAACCCCGUCACCGUUUCCUCAUAGCUAAGGACCGGCAGCGGGCCCUCCUUCAGACACGGCCCGCCUCUACUGCCUCUAGUGGACGGACAAAAGACUGCAGUUUUGGUAUGUUGUGGUGGGUGGGACAAAGCUGCCACUAAGUGGUUUCUCUUUUAUGUCAUCAAAGUCCAGUUCAGCUAUCUGCUUCUCCUCUGAGAGAAAAGCCUCGUCGUGGAAGGAAAACUUACUCUAUGGCUUACUUCUCUCACUUGUAAAGUCUUGAAAUGUUUAAGGAGAAAGGCCGCAAGAGCGUAUUUUCCUUAAGUCAGUAUUAAAAGUGUAUUUUUAACAUUUUUACUUGUUUAAAUAGAUGUCGUUUUCUUUCCUCCCGUUCUGCAAACUGAAGUGUUGUAAAGUCUGCUGCUUGAAGUUGUCAUGCUGGCUUCUAGAUCAAAUUAUUUAUUUGUCUUUAAGUGAAAUUCUCUUACUGAAUGUAGGCUCCUCCCCCAAAACGUUGACUUUGCUGUUACUUUCUACCACCAACUUUGACAUGACUGUGAAAUGUGUGAAAUAGAGGCUGCUUUACAUCAAUGUGAACAUGAUUCUUUUUUUUUUCUUAUUCUGCCUAGUUUACUACACAGUUACUUCAGCAGUGAUGACACGGAGACAUUCAUUGGUUACUUUGCACUACUGUAAAAUUAUUACAUUUGCAAAUGGCCUUCAUUAAGAAAUCAGGGUUUGUAUAUACUCCAUAUUCUUGUGUGCUGGCAUCAUUUAGUCUUCAUUAAGACUGCUUGACAAACACACCUUUUCACCUUUCUUUUUACCCCACUUCCUGAGCAUUAAAAAAUCACUAUCAGUA